Messenger RNA from Saccoglossus kowalevskii, 1497 nucleotides. Its product is annotated as S-phase kinase-associated protein 2-like. Gene Ontology annotation, cellular component: SCF ubiquitin ligase complex. Gene Ontology annotation, molecular function: protein binding. The record is from RefSeq and is a predicted model, not a curated record. NCBI's taxonomy places the organism in Eukaryota, Metazoa, Hemichordata, Enteropneusta, Harrimaniidae. Gene Ontology annotation, biological process: SCF-dependent proteasomal ubiquitin-dependent protein catabolic process.
AUGGCGGCAAAAACGAAGACAAGGAAAUGUCGGAACAAUGUGAAAUGCUCCCAGAUUGACGACAGUUCAAGCGAAAGUAAAUCUCAACGACACAGGAAAAGAAAAAAUGACAUGGAUAUUUUGACUCAGCCUGUUCAUUUAACUUGGGACGUUGAUGAGUCUUCUAAAAUGACAAUCUACAGCGACAUGGGUGUUGGUGAAUUGUUGUCUGCCACUGAUGAAAAUCACAAUGAAAACGAGAAUGAAGAAAAUACUGAUGGUCCAAAUGGGAGCCAGUUUGUCACUCCAUCGGAAAGUAUUGUUCCUGCCUCCUCAGUUCUGAGAAAUAGUCCAUUAAAACCUCAGUGUAGCAACAAUACUCGCCACCAUAAUGAAGUCAAUAACUAUAAAUACAGUGGUGUAGUGACACCAAAAGUUGCUGAACAUUUACAGGCCACAUGUCUACGUCUGUGGCCAGCGUCUACUCCAGGCACAGAUUAUUUUAGUCAUAUGUCAGAUGAGAUUGUUUUAAAUGUUUUCAAAUGGUUACCCCUGACAACCAUGGCAAAGUGUGCUAGAGUCUGUCGCCGCUGGAGUUCACUUGCUUUUGAUGAAUCCCUGUGGAGAAGACCUUUUUUGACUGGAAAGACUUUUAAAGAUGGUCAAAUUGGGAAAAUCUUUCUCCGUGGAAUGACAGCUGGCAAGUUUACCAAAUCAGAUAUUAUUGGGCCAGCAUAUGAUAGUAAAGAUUUGGCUGAUUUAAAAAAAGAAGAAGACGUAAUUAUACUUAGAAGGAAAUCAAAGAAGUGUGUAAGAGUGCAAUACAUAGAUAUGUCACAGUGCCAUGUAAAUCCUAAUUCAUUAGCCGAUCUAUUACAACCAUGUCAUCAGUUACGUAAACUAUGUCUGGAGUGUUGUGAAGUCAAUGACAGAGUGCUGCAUAGUUUGACUCGGACACCUGAUUUAGAAGUGUUAAAUCUGUGUAUGUGUGCUGGGAUUACUGCACAAGGCAUCACAAAGUUCUUGAACAGCUGUCAAAAUUUAAAAUCUCUGAAUAUUUCCUGGACUAGCUUAGACAGGGUGACCUUAGUGGCAGUUGUCAAUCACUUACCCAAUACACUACAGAAACUUAACAUCGGGGGAUUUCGACAUUUAUUAACUGAUGAUGAAGUUAUAAUGAUCGGAGUACGAUGUCCCAACUUGGUGGAACUAGACCUCAGUGAUUCAGCCUUAUUGAGCUCUGUGUCCAUCCACUUUCUGAUGGACAGGCUGUGUAAUUUACAGUUUUUAGCUCUCAGCAGAUGUUACAAUAUUCCUAUCUCAACUCUUGUGCAAUUAGGUGCUAUGCAGUGUUUGGUAGCCCUAAACAUCUUUGGUUUGCUCCAAGAUGCUGGUCUUCAGAACAUCAAAGCCAGUAUGCCACGUGUGGAAAUCAACCGUUAUCCUUUCUCAAGCAUUGCCAGACCUACAACUGGACAUCGCAGGAAAAGUAUCUGGGGAAUUAGAUGUUAUGAGUGA